UCGAUAAACCAGCGGAUAACCACGUUGACUCAUGCGUGGCUGGGAACCACGUUGACCAAAAUGACCGCCAGAGUUCUUCUUUCCAGGAGAUAUUUAAACCAAAAAACAUGGUUUUUAUUCACAAACCAGCUGGGCAGACAUGUUAGAAAUAUCAGUCGUGUUUCUUCAGUAGUAACAAAAAAAUAUGGAACAUCGUCGUCUCAGGUGGAAAAAGGGUUUGCUGGACGUCGUCAUCUUAGAACGUCUUCAGCCCUAGCUGGGGAAGUCCUUCCAUUCAAGUUAUCAGACAUUGGAGAAGGUAUUGCAGAAGUUACCCUUAAGGAAUGGUACGUGAAUCCAGGUGACCAUGUUGCUCAGUUUGAUAGUAUCUGUGAAGUUCAGAGUGACAAGGCAUCUGUGACCAUCACCAGUAAAUAUGAUGGUGUUAUUACAAAGUUGUACUAUGAAGUAGAGGACAUGGCCAGGGUUCAUCAGCCUCUGGUUGAUAUUGAAAUCACUGCCGAGACAACAGUUGACAAUGGUGACAGAAGUCCAGCAGAAGAUGUCAUGGCUGCCCAACAGAAACCACAGCCAACCCAAGCAAUAGAUCAAAGUCUUCCUCCACCACCCUCAAGACCCACCCAAGAGAUCAUCCCCCCUCAACCCUCCCCUCCUGCCCCAAGUCAACCAGCAUACCAAGAGUCUAAUGUUACUAAAAGAAGCGGCAAGGUUUUGACCACUCCUGCAGUGCGCAAGAUAGCUAAGGAAAACCAGAUUGACUUAAGCAAUGUUCCAAGUACUGGAAAGGAUGGAAGAAUCUUGAAGGAAGAUGUUCUACAUUAUAUUAAACAAAUGAAAACAGCUACUGCAGCUCCAGCUGCGGCUGCUCCAGCCCCAGAAAAACCAGCACCAAUACCAAGUCCAGUCUACACCCCACCAGUAUUCACAUCUGAUGCUAUUCCACAAGAUAGAGUAGAAGAAAUCAAAGGAAUUAGGAAAGUCAUGGCUAAAACGAUGACAGCAGCUUUAGCAAUACCUCACUUUGGAUACUGUGAUGAGAUACUGUUAGAUGAUCUUGUAAAACUCAGAACACAGUUGAAGCCAUUGAUGGAGUCUCGUGGUGUCAAGCUGUCAUUCAUGCCCUUCUUCAUAAAGGCGGCAUCGUUAGCUCUGCAUCAGUUUCCAAUCCUCAACAGUUGUGUAGAUGCUGAUUGUACGCAGAUUACCUACAAGGGUGCACACAAUAUUGGCGUUGCUAUGGAUACGAGUCAGGGUCUUCUAGUGCCCAACGUCAAGAAUGUCCAGAUGAAGUCACUAUAUGAUAUAGCAAUAGAUUUGAAUAGAAUGCAUCACCAGGGUCUUUCUGGUCUCCUUGCGCCUAACGAUCUGUCUGGUGGGACCUUUUCUCUUUCUAAUAUUGGUUCGAUUGGGGGGACAUACGCCAAGCCGGUUCUUUUACCGCCAAACGUUGGUAUCGGUGCCAUAGGCAGAGUACAGGUCAUACCACGAUUUGAUAAAAACGGAGAAGUUUAUAAGGCUCAUAUAGUGAAUGUCAGUUGGUCAGCGGAUCACCGAAUAAUCGAAGGCGCAGUCAUGGCCAGGUUUUCUAAUGUCUGGAAAUCCUAUCUUGAAAAUCCUGCAUCCAUGUUGAUAGACAUGAGGUGAUCUUAAUUAGACUAGUUAAUAACCAUUAGGGUAUUGAUAUUUCUUAAUAGGUGGAAAUGUGUUAAAUCUCACCCCAAAAAAUGAUAACGGGAUCACAAAGAAAAAAAUAUGACUUCAAGUAUUAUGCACUAUUCUCACUCUCUCUUAGAAAACGUGUUUACUCCAUUUAGUUUUCACAUUAUUUAUUACGACUUAAAAAACGAUAGCUAUUCGUUUGUAAAAAAGGCCUUUCUUUCAGUAGUCUCCCUACUCAAUUCCUAGUUAAAGGCGGUUGGACAAACCAAGGAAACAGCGAUACUCCAGUUUCUCUGUUGUUCAGGGCAGGCGUUCAUUUUAAAUAGAAGAGAUAUUUGUGAAUAUUUUAUACACUAAAAUGAAGCCAACCCUGAGUAAAUGAGUGCACGUUAACGGAAUUUCAAAGUGUCUGUAUUGUUGAAGUUGUUUAUUCUUCACUUUGC
Actinia tenebrosa (Australian red waratah sea anemone) is the source of this 2102-nucleotide messenger RNA. RefSeq lists its product as uncharacterized. The record is from RefSeq and is a predicted model, not a curated record. Gene Ontology annotation, cellular component: mitochondrion; cytoplasm. Gene Ontology annotation, molecular function: acetyltransferase activity; lipoic acid binding. Lineage: Eukaryota; Metazoa; Cnidaria; Anthozoa; Actiniaria; Actiniidae.